This is a messenger RNA of Uranotaenia lowii, 1464 nucleotides long. RefSeq names its product allantoicase-like. Gene Ontology annotation, molecular function: allantoicase activity. Bases 98 to 1228 code for a protein of 376 amino acids. The transcript has 2 exons. The record is from RefSeq and is a predicted model, not a curated record. Lineage: Eukaryota; Metazoa; Arthropoda; Insecta; Diptera; Culicidae. Gene Ontology annotation, biological process: allantoin catabolic process.
UAACUACGUCAUUCUUCAACCCAGCAUAGGGAGUCGAGUUGGGAAUUCGGUAAUCAGUCGAUUGGAAGCUGUGUGAGCAAUAGGUUGCAUCCGAACAAUGUCCAAGUCGAAGCUAGCCGAACCGGCCUUUCUCCAGUACAGUGAGCUUGCCUCGGAAAGUAGUGGAGGACGCAUCUUGUUUGCCACCGAUGAUUGGUUUGCCCCGGCAGAAUGGAUGCUCAAGGAUUCGGAGCCAGUGUUCAUCGCUGACAAGUUCACGACCUUUGGCAAAUGGAUGGAUGGGUGGGAGACUCGCCGCAAACGGAUAGCCGGUCAUGAUUGGUGUAUUUUGAAGCUGGCCGCACCAACUAUUAUCAAGGGUGUGAUGGUUGAUACGGCUCACUUUACCGGGAACUACGCGCCUCGAUUUUCGCUCCAGGGUGCUAAGUUGAGCCAAUUCGAGGAAGAGAAAAUCCCAGAACGUGGACAAGAAAUGAUUGGCACUGGGUGUCGGGAGAAAGAUUUCCAACUGUUGGCCGACCUGGAAAGUGACCAUUGGACAGAGGUCAUUGGUAUGACUCCUCUCAAUCCUGGCUACGAAGAAACCAGAAAGCAUUAUUUUUCCGUUGAGGACAGAAAUGACGUGUUCACUCAUUUGCGUAUCAAUAUUUACCCUGAUGGAGGUAUUGCUCGGUUGCGCGUGUUUGGAGAAGUUCAACCAAACCUGGAUAUCCUUAGCGCGAGCAGUUUUCCCGUGGAUCUGCUUGGUAUGCUAAACGGAAGCCAAUGUCUGGGCUUCUCGAACGCUCACUACGGUCACCCAAGGAACGUUACCAAACCCAAACGGGGCAUCAACAUGGGCGAUGGAUGGGAAACAGCCCGACGACUCGAUCGGCCGCCCAUUCUUAAAACGGAUCGACAUGGCAUUCUCCAAGUGCCUGGUUGUGAGUGGGCCAUCUUUAAACUUUGCACCAAAGGCAUCAUCGAACAGAUACUGGUAGACACCAACCAUUUUAAGGGGAACUUUCCCGAUAACAUUCGCAUCGAUGGAACUCUUUUGGGGCCUAAACAAACGUUGCAAUCGGCCGUUUGGAAAACGGUGCUCGACUACAGCAAAUUGGGAGCCCAUAAGGAGCAUUUGUUUGGAAAGGAAAUCCUUACAUUUACAGGACCGUGUAGCCAUAUAAAAAUUACUAUUUCUCCUGACGGCGGUAUCUCCAGAGUAAGAGUGUUCGGAAAAGUGUUUUGAAAAACCCUAAACAUCGAGAGUUCAUAUGCUAUGAAAACGUUUCUAUUAUAAGGGGUUGUUGACUGUCGUGCUUAUCUGAUAAGAAUUACACACAAUUUUUUCGUUCGAUUAUGACAUUGCAACUCUUUACCAAUGUCACGGGGUGCUGGAAGUGUUUUUUGCGCUUUAAAAGAUGUGAGACAGUUUGGUGAUAAGGAUUAGUUGAUAGCAUAAUAAAUUUGAAAUUGUUAACAAAA